Messenger RNA from Fonsecaea multimorphosa CBS 102226, 747 nucleotides. RefSeq lists its product as uncharacterized. The transcript has a single exon. Lineage: Eukaryota; Fungi; Ascomycota; Eurotiomycetes; Chaetothyriales; Herpotrichiellaceae. The record is from RefSeq and is a predicted model, not a curated record. Bases 1 to 747 code for a protein of 248 amino acids.
AUGUCUUUUAUCCUCGAUCCACGUGGAGACUUGCCUCCUCCCAAUAUCGAGCCGACUUCGUACUAUUUCGCGCACCAUCACAAACGAGCCAUUUCUUAUGGUCUGCCCACAAAGAAACCCAAGAAAAAGCAGUGUUAUGAUUGGAUCUUCUCAACCGCCUCCAACGUCCACAUCGCCAUCGAUCGUGCUGCUUUCAAGACAUACGUCUCCUUCAAGUCAUAUGUUCUCACAGUUUCUGAUCAACGCCAGGUGCCGGUUCAAGGCAUUGGGACAGUCGAACUCAAGCUCCGGCGAGAGCCCGGAAGUCGAGACAACCACACCAUUGUCCUGGAAAAUGUCUUGCAUGUCCCGUCUUGGAUUUGCAAUGUUAUAUCAGACAUAUACUUUGUACCCGCUACCCUGUACGAGCACACAUGGACUGAGUUUGGCGUCAACCUCUUCUUCCGAGACAAGGAUGUCUUUAAGGCUUGGGGUUAUACUGAGAACUUCUGUGGUCUGGACCGACUGGUGCUGUCAAAAGGCUAUCAAGGACGCAGCCCCAUGCUCGAAGACCACGAACGCGAAGUGUUUUCUGUGAGCUUGACUUGGCCGCAGAGUCAGAAGGAUAAGUGGGCGAACUUCGUUGCCGAAGAGAUGAAACGAGAGGCCACGCGCAUCGAAAAGACCUCCAAGAAGAAAGUCAUCGAGGAUGAGAGGCAAGGUCUGAAACGGGAGGUCAAGAGCAAUUUGGGAGAGAACACCAAAUAG